GUUUACAAGAGGGUUCAACGCACUGGAAAGAAGAGAAGCUUCGAAGUACGCCGCGGGCGAUUUCCUCAGGCUAGGAACGCUGUAACGAACACAGUUGAACAAGCAGGUAAGCAGCUCCCGACAUCCAAUCUCAAAGUCGCAAAUACUGACCUGCCAGACGCCUUGAAGUCCGCAGUCCGCCAACUCCUCGCCACCAUGUUCGCAGACAUCGUGGAGAAAGACCGCACUCUCGCAAAAUGGACAGACGAAACCACACAGUGUUUUCUCGUGCACCUAAUCUCAGACCUCGACCUUGACGGCUCCUUCCUAACCCGCUACGUGCACCCCUCGCCGCAGAUCUUCGACAUGGACUUCAACCUCGGCCUCGGCUUUGUAUCGAAUUGGCUGCAAGGCUCACUCACCAACAUCAAGAUCUCUUAUGCGGAAGGCGAUGUCGAUCUGCAGAUGCCGUUCUGCGUCCUGGAGACUACUCAGAGCAGAGCCAACAAGCGUGCCAGAGCACUGCAGCUCUUCAACCCUGGUGAGAAAGUGGGCAUUGCCACGCUGGACUUUGUGGCGCUGAAGAGCGCAAAGCUGGUGGCGAGCGCUGAACAUACGUUCGACUUCCUCCGGGUUUCAAGAGAAGGCUUUCGCUGCGGGAAGAAGCUACUAGCGUGGACUGAGAAUGAUGAAGACGGCCAGUCCGCAAAGGCUUUGCGGAGCGCGGUGCUGACAGUCGUUGAAUGGGAAGAUUCAGGUGAAGAUCCCACGGCAGAGAGCGAAGAGGAAGAGCUGCGUAUGGCGGCACAGAAGCCUUUGCCAGACGACAAAAGUGAAGAGCAGUGGGCCAAGUGGGCCAACCCUUCAGAGAAGAAGGAUUCCGGCACCAUAAGUCGAACUGCAUCGCGAAGUUCGAAAGAUGUGAAGCUAGACUCGGUGGGAGUUUCGUUCGCUGACUAUGAAGGGUAUCCGAGGUUUCGCUCCUUGUGAUGAGGUCCUCUUACAGUUGCUGCUGUCUUGCGACGUGAGUCAACACA
This is a messenger RNA of Didymella exigua CBS 183.55, 1016 nucleotides long. RefSeq lists its product as uncharacterized. The transcript has a single exon. Bases 196 to 969 code for a protein of 257 amino acids. NCBI's taxonomy places the organism in Eukaryota, Fungi, Ascomycota, Dothideomycetes, Pleosporales, Didymellaceae. The record is from RefSeq and is a predicted model, not a curated record.